This is a messenger RNA of Racocetra persica, 694 nucleotides long. Lineage: Eukaryota; Fungi; Glomeromycota; Glomeromycetes; Diversisporales; Gigasporaceae. The record is from the annotation of a GenBank genome assembly.
AUGGAAAAACCAAAUAGCAUACCAAAGUCUUCAGAACUAUUAGCAGGAUCGUUACCAGAAAAUGUUGCAACUAUUCUUCCGCAAAAUUAUAAUUACAUGGUUUCUGAAAUUCGACAACUUCCAAACUAUAUUACCCCAGAAGGGUUCUUAAUUGAUCAAUUUGAAAUAAAUUUUUUUGUUAAUGUUGAUAAUAUUGAAGGUGCACGUCAAUGGUUUUCUGAAUAUGAAGAAACAUCAAAGACCACGAUGCGUGAAACAAAAUAUUUCAAGUCCAAGGGAAAAAGUAUGACAUCGAAUAAUGUGCCUCAGAGCAAUGAUAAAACCCAGGAAACAGAAAGACCUGAUGUUAAUCCGACUGAUCUAGAACCUAAUUCUGCUUUUUUUGAAUUGUUUCUUGAAACGAUCAAACGGAAUUACAAAAAUUGUGGUCCGAAUCUUCAGACUGCCCUUGAAAAAUUCGCCGAACGAUACAAUGCGGCAAAAGCUAAAUCUGUUCCAGCAUUAGUGUCAUUUCUUUAUGACAUUAAUCGUGAUAUUGAUCCAUUUGCACGAGUAAAAAGUGGAACAAAAAUUCGUGUGCAAGUUGAAUCAGUGAAGCAUCGAAGAACCAGUAAUAAUGAUAAAGAAAACAUUGAUCAGCAUAUUAUUCCUGCACGGAAAGUUAAAGCGAAAGGCAAAAAAGCACACAAUAUUA